CCAAAUUCCGUCUGACCUACAUACCUCUUAAUUCCAACGACAAAUGACCAGUCAGUUCCGUAGCCUUACCUAGGUUCCUUUAGUUAAGCCCCUUUUUCUUUUAGAUCAAGGGCGAAAUAACCUUCUCUCGUCGCUUCGUCUUUCUCAACGUUCGUCGGCCCAAAACGACACGUUAAAAUGGAGGUUGUCGCAGCCAUAGCAGCGUGGGCAAUAUCUGCUACCUGUCGAAACAUUCCUGCCAACAGCUUGUUCGCGGGCCUUUGUAAUCGAGGAAUCGACGUCGAAGAGCUUGCAGGGCGACUUUCUCCAGGUGCAAAAGUAUAUAAGCCAGGAACCGAUGCUUUUGCCCAAGCAACAACGCGAUGGUCGACAUUGGAUGCUCCCGGAGUGGAUGUUGUCGUCGUUCCCAGUGUCGAAAGCGACGUUGCCGAGACGGUUAAAUACGGCAAUGAAAGAAACAUACCCUAUCUCCCGGUUAAUGGCGGCCAUGGUGCCAUUAUAACCGUAGGAAAGAUGCGAGGGGGUAUUGAGAUUUGGAUGAACGACUUGAAUGCCGUCGAAAUCGCAGGCGAUGGAAAAACGGCAAAGAUCGGAGGCGGUACCCUAUCUAAAACAGUAACAGACACUUUAUGGGCGGCAGGGAAGCAGACAUCAACCGGAGCAUGUGAAUGCACCAGUAUCCUCGGGCCCGGGCUGGGCGGUGGCCAUGGUUUCCACCAGGGACGUUACGGACUUGUUGCGGACCAGUUUCUUUCAAUGAACAUAGUCCUAGCCGACGGAAGUCUCCGAACAAUUGACGAAACUUCCGACCUUUGGUGGGCUAUGAAGGGCGCCGGCCAUAACUUUGGUAUUGUUACCUCUGUGACCUCGAAGAUCUACGACGUCGAGAGCCCCAAUUGGGCAUACGUAGUCUUUACUUUUACGGGCGACAAGAUUGAGGAGCUCUAUGAAACCACCAAGAACCAUCUUCUGAAAAAUGGCACACAACCCAAAGAAGUCAUCAACUAUUCGUACUACAUCAAUCUUCCCGAUGUAGACCCAGACAACACCGUCGUUCUCUUCUACAUUCUCCAAGGAGGAGUACAAGUGGUUGAUUCGGACUUGACGAACCCCUUCGUUGAGCUGGGGCCAGUCGCUACGACCAGUUCUGCGGGAACAUACCUCGACCUCGCAGCAUGGACGGGCAACGGCAAUGCGGAUCCACCAUGUCAAAAAGUUGGUCUCGUUAACACCCGUUUCCCCAUCGACGUCGAAACCUAUGACAUCCAGGCCCAGCGGCAGGUAUACGACCUGUUCUCCUCAGCCACCCACGAGACCCCGGCGCUCAACGGUUCUCUUUUCCUCUUCGAAGGCUAUUCCUUGCAAGCGGUAAAAGCCGUUCCUCAAGAAUCAACAGCCGUUUCCUACCGGGGUGAUAACCUGUUAUUCGCCCCGCUCAUCAUCUACCCGCCAGAGGGAGAAGAGCUCAAGAAAAAGGCAGCCAAGCUAGGCGAAGACCUCCGUCAGAUCCUCCACAAAGCCACCGGCCGAAAGGAGAUGCACACAUAUGUCAACUAUGCUUUUGGAACCGAAACAAAGGAGCAAAUGUACGGACACGAGGAGUGGCGUCAGAAGAAGUUGCUUGACCUCAAAAACAAGUACGAUCCUGAUCGUAAGUUCAGCUUCUACGCGCCUAUCGCUUAGGUGCGUGGUUUCAACUUGAAAUCCCGAGGUUUACAAAUGAUGCGUUUCCAAGGGGCUUGUCACAUUAAAUUCUAGGGAAUCUCAUUACCUCCUCAAAUAGUUCUUUUCAUGAACCUUUGACAGCUUUUACGUUUCAGUAAAUAGAUAAACGAUGUCUAACGUUCGUAGAUUACUGUAUAGUAGUUAAAAGUAGCAUAGGUUAUCAUAAACCGC
Daldinia vernicosa is the source of this 1896-nucleotide messenger RNA. Its product is annotated as FAD binding domain protein. The transcript is spliced from 6 exons. Gene Ontology annotation, molecular function: FAD binding; oxidoreductase activity. The record is from RefSeq and is a predicted model, not a curated record. Bases 178 to 1683 code for a protein of 501 amino acids. NCBI's taxonomy places the organism in Eukaryota, Fungi, Ascomycota, Sordariomycetes, Xylariales, Hypoxylaceae.